AUGGCGUCCUCCGCUUCUCUGCUCUCCCUGGCGCUCUGCUCCCUCCUUCUCUUCCAAGUUUGCUCUGCCCAAUUCGAAACCGGCCGAGUCUGGGGGUCAUCAAGGUCCCAGAGGAAAUCACAGCAGCAGAACGAGUGCCAGUUCCGCCGCAUCAAUGCCCAGGAGCCCGACCGCAGGAUCACAUCGGAGGCCGGCAUCACCGAGAUCUGGGACGAGAACGACGACCAGUUCCGGUGCGCCGGCGUCGCCGCGAUCCGCCACACCAUCGAGCAGCGAGGUCUCCUCCUUCCCGCUUACUCCAAUGCCCCCAAGCUCAUCUACGUUGACCAAGGCAAAACCCCAAUUUCCUCUCUUCCUCUGUUUUUUAAUGACUCUGUUUUUCAUUUACUUGCUCUGUUUUUUUAUGGACUCUGUUUUUCAUUUACUUGCUCUGUUUUUCAAAUGUGGACUGCAGGGAGAGGGUAUCACAGCGCAGCGAUUCCGGGCUGCCCCGAGACUUACCAAUCCGAGCAGGAGUCUGAAUCAAGGGAUCCGAGGCAAGGAUCGAGAGAUCAACAUCAGAAGAUCCGGAAGAUCCGACAAGGCGAUAUAAUUGCCAUCCCAGCUGGAGUCGCGGACUGGUUCUACAACGACGGUCAGUCUCCUCUGGUUCUAGUCCAGAUUAUGGACACCAGCAACUUCGCCAACCAGCUCGACCAGAACUUCAGGAAAUUCUUCCUGGCAGGGAACCCACAGAGAGAAAUCCAAGGGCAGAGGGGACAGCCUUCGAGGCACCUGUACCGUGGAAGCGAGAAGGGAAGAGGCGGCGGCGGCGGCCAAGAGCAACGGUCCGGCAACAUCUUCCAGGCCUUCGACGAGCAGUUCUUGGCGGAGGCGUUCAACAUCGACACCGACCUGGCGAGGAGGAUCAAGAACGAGAACGACAACAGGGGAAUCAUCGUCAGGGUGGAGGAGCAGCUGGAAUUCCUGAGCCCCGAAUUCAGCGAGGAAGAGAGGAGGCAAUCGUCCCAGGGCGGCGGAAGAACCGGCCGCUGGUCUGCUAACGGAAUUGAGGAAACCUUCUGUACCGCCAAGUUGAGGCACAACAUCAACGACCCUUCACGCGCCGACAUAUUCAACCCACGCGCCGGCCGGCUCACCACCGUCAACAGCUUCAACCUCCCCAUCCUCCGAUACAUUCAGCUCAGCGCCCAAAAGGGCUUCCUCUACAGGAACGCGAUCAUGACGCCGCACUGGAACAUGAACGCGCACAGCAUCAACUACCUCACCAGGGGCAGCGGGCAGAUCCAGAUCGUGAACGAGAACGGGGAGAGCGUGUUCGACGGGCAGGUGCAGGAAGGGCAGAUCAUCACCGCGCCGCAGAACUUCGCGGUGAUCAAGAGGGCCGGCAGCGACGGGCUCGAGUGGAUCUCCUUCAAGACCAAUGACAACGCCAAGAUUAACCAGAUCGCCGGCAGAGCGUCGACGAUCCGGGCGAUUCCCCAGGAUGUGCUCGCGAAUGCGUUCGCGAUUUCGAGGGAAGAAGCGCAGAGGAUCAAGUUUAACAGGCGGGAGAUUGGGAUCUUCAGCCCUGAGACCAGGUCGCGUGGAAGGAGGGACUGA
Messenger RNA from Linum tenue, 1602 nucleotides. The record is from the annotation of a GenBank genome assembly. Lineage: Eukaryota; Viridiplantae; Streptophyta; Magnoliopsida; Malpighiales; Linaceae.